AUUUACAAUGUGACCAAUUGAUUAGUUGGUAGCGUGAAAUCAGCAUUCAGUAGCACAGUAGGAGCUUAAUGCUUGUCAACCAAUAAAACAUCAGAUAUCAUUUAACAGAAUUAUCAGAGACCAAAUAAAUUUACUGUGUUUUGUAACAAAUCAGGCAGUUGGUACUGUACAUUUUAAUACCAUGUGCCAUGAAAAGGAUUUACAUGCCGCCGUUUUUAAUUAUUUCAAAUGCCUUUUGGAUUAGGAGAUGGAUGUAAAAGAAAACAAAAGCGACCGUUGUUUUUUAACGAAUGAAAAUGCAUUAUAAUUUACAAGAAGUUGAAGAAGGAAAACUAAUGUACUUUGAUAAAAUGAAACAUGUACCAAGCCCUCUUAUUGGUGAACAUGUGUGCAAAGUUUCGAAUAAUAAUCUCGACAUAGGCCCCAGACAGAGGGCUCGUUCAACCUCUAUGAAAAAGCCGAAAAAUAAAACUUUCGAAAAUUUCGAAAUGGAUGAAAUUCGUCCAAGAACAAGCAGUUUACCAACGAAAAAUAACUACAGGAGGCCUUUAAUAAAGAACUUGAGAACAAAUUACGAAGACCAGGAUCAUGACUUGUAUAGACUAAGAACUUUUGAGAUGACAUCGAAAGGCAUCGUAAACAGAGGAGAUUCCAUCAAGUCACGCAGUACCAACAGUAUUGUUUCAUCCGAGGGAGACGGAAAUGUCUUGUCUAUCGAAUCUAGCUCAUGUUCUCAAAAUAGUUUAGCUAACAGUGAUGUUUCUAUUCAUAAAAUCAAGCCUUAUAGAAUUGUGAUUCUCGGUGCAAUAGGAGUUGGAAAAUCGACAAUUGCUCAACAAUUCCUGACAUCGGAGUAUCUUUUCGAUACAAGCGUAGACAGCGAACAAGAAAAAAUGGUUUCUGUCCUACUAGACGCAGAAGAAUCCACUAUGGAGUUUGUUGAUCUUGAAUCAGACUCGACUGAUCAUGAAGAAGGAGGAUUCGAUUGUUACGUAGUUGUUUAUUCGAUUGAUGAUAGGAAGACGUUUGAUAGAGCUGUGGAUAUUUUGUAUCAUCUUCGAAAGGAGAAACAUAUGAAAUCAGCAAUGAUUUUAGUUGGCAAUAAAAGUGACCUUGUAAGAACGAGACAUAUACAGGCAGAAGAGGCAAAACCUGUUGCAGUGCAAUACGACUGCAAGUUUAUAGAAACCUCAACAGUGCUUAAUAUUAACAUCGACGAACUUUUGGUUGGAAUAUUGAAACAGAUUAGAUUAAAACACAAGAAAGAUGAAAAGGAACGAACACACGGGACUGACAUUGGUUGUAUGAUAAAAAGUAAAACAUUGCUCACUAAACUUUUUGGGAAGGACACGUUUUCAAAAUCAUGUGAAAACCUGUACGUUUUAUAAGUUUUUAUGUAAAUGCUUUAUUUUGAAAGUCACUUUGUACAUGUAUAUAGUUCAAAAUUAAACAGCUCGUAUUUUUUGUUUAAAAUUUGCUGUUCAAUUUGUAAAAUAGAUAAAUCUCGUGAUAGAGAAAAACAGGUUUAAGAGUACAUUUUAGUACUUGACAAAAUUAAUAGUUAAUGAAACAUAAAACACUAUGUGUGUUCGUUAAAAUAUCAUGGAGUUUUUUUGUUGAGAUACAAUCAUUGGUAAAUUUUGCAGGAUUUUCUAAAAAGUAAGUAAUGUAGCUGAAAAGUAUGCUAAUACCAAUUCGAUUUAUAAAAUCCGUAUCAUGUACACAUAGAUUCCACCCCAUGUUAUUUGGCAGUAAAUUUUUUUUUCGAAUAGGGGAGAAGAUACCAAGGGACACCCAAAUACAACAAGAUGAAGAAAAUAAGAAAACAUCAUUUAACUUAAAUUGGAUUUAAGUUCCGGUUCACAUCCCUUCAUAUCGACUUUUGACCAAAAUAUCAAUCAAAAACACUUCUCGGGAUGCGGAAUUGUUCCGAUUCGCGUUGUUAAAUGUGACUUUAAAUUUGAUUACCAUGCAUACAAAUGUUAACCUUAGUUAAAGUAAUUUGUUUAAAAAGUUCGCACAAUCAUAAGAUGAAGGCAAUGUGUUUAUUAUCUUCUCAAGACAUCGGACAUAAAAAUGAAGGCUCCGCCGUCGUCAUAGUAUUCUUGGUUACACCGUAUCAUACAAGAACCACGAGUCGAUAUCCAAUUAAAAUAUGGAAAUUUUAGUAUCCAAAGUAUUCACUGUACUUUAAAAAUUAAUAUCAACUUAUAAUAUUUUUCUUUCAUCUAAAACUGUUAAAAGAUGAUAAGUCUUCAUGUCAGAUGCUUUGUUUUCUAAUAAAGAUUAACUAAGGAACAUGGAGUUAAAUAUAUCAAUAAAAAAUAAACUUUUUGAUGUUUGUUCUGUUUACUGUCUUAUUGUCUUCUGCAACCUCAAUAGGUUUUCAUCAAUUUAUAUACAUCCAAUGUUUUAGGUUUCAUUGAAUAUGUAUCAUUUCAUUGUUGUUUAAAAUGCCAUGAUAUUUUGCAAUAAAAUUGUGACAAUCUGCCAAUCAAGUGCGACGAUUCAUUGCUUCAAACAAUUGUACAUGUAUAUCGUAUAGAGGUAAACUAUUUCAACUAUUCAUUCAUUUAAUCAUUCAUUCAUUCACAUCACUUAUUUUUGUAGAUUUAAUAUUGACGUUUUUUUUUUUGAAAGAUCAUUUGAAAGUAUUUUUGUGAUGACAGAUAAUGUGCUUAACAGUGCCUGUGUACAUAUUUUAAUUUAAGAGAAAUUUAUUGUACAAUAAAAAAAACCAACAUAG
This is a messenger RNA of Mytilus californianus (California mussel), 2746 nucleotides long. Its product is annotated as GTP-binding protein RAD-like. Lineage: Eukaryota; Metazoa; Mollusca; Bivalvia; Mytilida; Mytilidae. The transcript has 4 exons. The record is from RefSeq and is a predicted model, not a curated record. Gene Ontology annotation, molecular function: GTP binding; GTPase activity; calcium channel regulator activity. Bases 291 to 1388 code for a protein of 365 amino acids. Gene Ontology annotation, cellular component: plasma membrane.